Messenger RNA from Penaeus vannamei (Pacific white shrimp), 751 nucleotides. NCBI's taxonomy places the organism in Eukaryota, Metazoa, Arthropoda, Malacostraca, Decapoda, Penaeidae. The record is from RefSeq and is a predicted model, not a curated record.
AUGACAGUCAUCGAUCCCCCCGACAGAAACACGGCCGGGAAGUACGGUCCGAGCAUCGAGGUGGCCGGCUGGGACGGGGAAGGGCCGCUCCAGGUCCGCGACGGCAAGCUGCUGGAGGCGCUCUGCGUGGCCAGGGGUGCCAACCCUCCGUGGACCUCGCGUGGUACUUCAACGGGAGCAAGACAUUUCCUACAAUCAUCUAUUGCCUCCGAGUUUCUUAACUUGUCGUGGGUCUUACUUGUAGCCCGCCCCGCCUCACCCCUCCGCCGCCCUCCCGCAGGCCCCGAGCGAGCUGGUGCGGCCCCAGUCCCGCCGGUGGGAGGGCCUCAGCAACACCUACACCUCCGCCCUCCGCCUCGUCUUCUCCGCCGACGAGCUGUGGGACGAGCAGGGGCGCCUCCACCUGCAGUGCGUGGCCUUCAUCCCGGGAAUCUUCAACGAGUCGGCCUCCCUGGUGCUGCACAACCCGGUGCUGCGCCAGACCAAGCUGUCCGGGCUCUUCGCCGACGGGUGCAGGCUGACGGCGUCGUCCUGCGCGCUGGCGGUCUGCCUCCUGUCGGCUGUCCUGCUCCAGUACCUCCCGCAGGCUCCUCUAGGCUUAUAACGCAGGCGUGUGCUGGAGUCGCGCCCGGAUGAGCCGCGUGGGUCGGUCUCACAAGGGCGGCGGUGACUGCCUGCUCGCCUGCCUGUCCGCCUGCCCGCCUGCCUGAGUCUACCCUUCCCGAAGCCUUAACACCACCAACCACACCAA